CGGGGGCGCGCAGGGCCGUGGCAGCUUCUCUCGGGAGGGGACUUCAUGCGCGCGGCUUCCUUCUUCCGGCGCGCGGCCGCCCCAUCCCAGGCCCGCAGGGGCGGCGCGCAGGCCUCCGGGCGGGGCGGGCCUCCCGCGGUCUUGGACGCCGGGACCCCAUGCUCUUUGCCCACCCGCCCGCGAGGCCCUAGCCGAGCUUCGCCCUCGGAGCCGCGGCAGGGCCCGAAGACCCCGGCCAGCCCCGACUCCAUGGAGGUUAUCCUGCACAGUGACAGGAGGAACCAAGAACUUUAGGCAAAGCAGCUACUGCAAGGAAAUGUGGACCCCAGGCCUCAGAAGCGUUGACCAAUUCCCUAGGCGUAUUUUUGUGAUAGUUCCUUUCCCAAAUAUCCGUAAAAUGGAGAACGAGAGUUUUACGCCCCUUGUGGAACAGUUCAUGACCAGCCCCUUGGUCACUUGGGUUAAAACGUUUGGACCUCUGGCUGAAGGAAAUGGGACCGACCUGGAUGAAUAUGUGGCUUUGGUGGAUGGGGUAUUCUUAAACCAGGUCAUAAUUCAGAUUGAUCCUAAAUUGGAGAGUCAGAGAGUCAGUAAAAAAGUCAACAAUGAUGCCUCACUUACAAUUCAUAAUCUAUCCAUUUUGGUGAGACAGAUAAAAUUUUAUUACCAGGAGACUUUGCAGCAGUUGAUCAUGAUGUCAUUGCCAAAUGUCUUAGUCAUUGGCAGAAAUCCCUUUUCUGAACAAGGCACAGAAGAAGUUAAAAAGUUGCUUUUACUUUUACUGGGUUGUACAGUUCAGUGUCAGAAAAAAGAAGAAUUUACUGGAAGAAUUCAAGGCUUAAAUUUUGACACAAAAGCAGCAGUUGCUGCACAUAUUCAAGAGGUAAUCAAUAAUCAAGAGAAUGUGUUUGAUCUUCGGUGGAUGGAAGAGACUGAUAUGUCUCAGGAGGAACUAGAACCACUCUUGAAAAAUAUGGCAUUGCAUCUGAAAAGACUUAUAGAUGAAAGAGAUGAACAUUCAGAGACUAUCAUAGAACUCUCUGAAGAGCAAGAUGGUCUUUACUUUCUACCCCAUGCCUCUUCAUCUGUAUAGUCACCCUGUGGUUCUCCAGGCAUGAAGCAAACAGAAAGUUGACAACUGGCAGACGCUAAAGCCAAGAUAAGAAGGCUAGGGAGGAAUUGUAAGGACGAAAAUACUGAAGAGUUAUUGGACUGCAAAGAACUUGAGCAAAUGGAAAUAGAAUUAAAAAGGCUACAACAAGAGAACAUGAACUUGCUUUCGGAUGCUCGUUCUGCAAGAAUGUACCGAGAUGAAUUAGAUGCACUUCAAGAGAAGGCAGUCAGAGUUGAUCAGCUGGAAAGUGAAGUCAGCAGAUAUAAAGAAAGGCUGCAUGAUACUGAAUUUUAUAAGGCAAGAGUUGAGGUAUGAAUUAAAAGAAGACAAGUUUUAUUUGAAACAAAAACCAUGUUGGAGGACCAAUUAGAAGGCACUCGAGCUCGUUCUGAUAAAUUGCGUGAAUUAGAAAAAGAGAAUUUACAACUAAAAGCUAAACUGCAUGUUAUGGAAAUGGAACGUGAUAUGGAUAGAAAAAAGAUAGAAGAAUUAAUGGAAGAAAAUAUGACUUUGGAAAUGGCACAGAAACGGAGUAUGGAUGAAUUACAUCUUGGCUGGCAGCUGGAACAAAUAUACAGAACUAGUUAACUUUCUGAAGUACCACAAAAAUCUUUGGGCCAUGAGGUGAAUGAAUUGACAUCAAGUAGUUUAUUGAAAUUAGAAAUGGAAAACCAGAGUUUGACAAAAACUGUAGAAGAACUUCGGAGUAGUAUAGAUUCUGCAGAAGGUAACACUUCCAAAAUCCUGAAAGUUGAGAAAGAAAAUCAAAGACUAAAUAAAAAGAUGAAAAUAUUAGAACAGGAAAAUGAACAUCUGAAUAAAACUGUGUCUUCGUUAAGGCAGCGCUCCCAGAUAAGUGCUGAAGCAAGGGUGAAAGACAUUGAAAAAGAAAAUAAAAUUCUCCAUGAAUCUAUCAAAGAAACAAGUAGCAAGCUAAGCAAGAUUGAAUUUGAAAAAAGACAAAUUAGAAAAGAAUUGGAACAUUAUAAAGAAAAAGGAGAACGAGCAGAGGAACUUGAAAAUGAGUUACAUCGUCUUGAAAAAGAAAAUGAAUUGUUACAGAAAACGAUAACCAAUUUAAAAACUACUUGUGAAAAAAUUGAGGCCUUGAAACAAGAAAAUUCAGAGCUAGAAAGAGAGAAUAGGAAAUUUUAAAAAGCACUGGAUAGCUUUCAAAACCUUACUUUACAGUUACAAUCCCUAGAAAAAGAGAAUUCCCAACUUGACGAGGAAAACUUAGAACUGCGAAGCAAUGUGGAAUCUUUGAAGUGUGCAAGCAUGAAAAUGGCUCAGCUACAACUAGAAAAUAAAGAACUGGAAAGUGAAAAAGAACAGCUUAAGAAGGGUUUAGAGCUCAUGAAAGCAACUUUUGAGAAAACAGAAUGCUUGGAAGUUAGCUACCAGGGUUUAGAUACCGAAAAUCAAAGGCUACAGAAAGAUCUAGAAAACAGCAAGAAGAAAAUUCAGCAAUUCGAGAAUGAACUUCAAGACUUAGAGAUGGAAAAUCAAACAUUGCAAAAAAACCUAGAAGAGUUAAAAGUAUCUAGCAAAAACCCGGAACAGUUAGAAAAAGAAAAGUCAUUAGAGCAAGAGACUUCUCAACUAGAAAAGGAUAAGAAACAAUUGGAGAAGGAAAAUAAGAGACUCCGACAACAAGCAGCAAUAAAAGAUACUACGUUAGAAGAAAAUAAUGUGAAAAUUGGAAAUUUGGAAAAAGAAAAUAAAACCCUCUUCAAAGAGAUUGGUGUUUAUAAAGAAUCCUACAUUCAUCUGAAAGAAUUAGUGAAAGAGAAUAAGGAACUCAUGAAAAGAGCAUCUAUUGAAAUAAAAACUUUGGUUACAUUACGAGAGUUGCUAAGCCAACUUAAAGGAAAUGUAGAAGAAGAAAAUCGAUAUCUGCUAGAUCAAAUUCAGACAUUAAUGCUACAGAAUGGAAAACUAUUGGAAGGAAAUCUGGAAAGCAAGGAUCUUUUUCAUGUUGAACAAAAACAGUACAUUGAGAAGUUAAAUGAAUUAAGAAGACAAAAGGAGAAAUUAGAAGAAAAAAUAAUGAAUCAAUACAAAUUUUCUGACCCAUCUCCUCCUAGAAGGAGAGGCAACUGGAUUACUCUGAAAAUGAGGAAAUUGAUGACGUCUAAGAAAGAUAUUAAUCAGGAACAUCAGAAAUCUCUAACAUUAACACCUACCUGCUCAGACUCCAGUGAAGGAUUUCUUCAACUCCCUCAUCAAGAUAGUCAAGUCAGUUCUUCAGCAGGUCCAAACUCUUUAGAAGAUGGCCAAACUUUGGGGACCAAGAAAAGAAGCAUGGUUGCACUGAGAAGACUGCCCUUUUUGAGGAAGAGACCGAAGGAUAAAGACAAAAUUGAAGACCUACCAUCGUUCCAUGUAUACUACAUCCUCUGAAGAUGUAAGUCCACAAGAUAUUAGUGAUGAUUCUAGUACAGGAUCAAGAGUUCAUGCUUCAAGACCAGCCAGCUUUGACAGUAGCCGAACAUCCACUAGCAAUAGCAGUAAUAAUGCUUCACUCCAUGAGGUCAAAGGUGCGCUGUAGGUGAAUUUAUUAAUAUGCUCCGUCCAUUGCCAGAUUUAAAAGUGGGAGACUGAUGAAGUUUCUGGAGUAAAGUAUGAAAUCCAAAUCAUGUACUCAUCACAUUGUAAUACAAAUGUAUUUCAAUGUAUACAAAUGUAAAAACAGGAGCAGUUAUUGUGGUUUCCAUAUUUCAUCUUCACAGAUAAAAUUUUUUUAUUAUAAUCUUUACUUCAAAAAUAUAUGUAGGUCCUCAUUUUACUUGUUUGUCUUUGUCAUGAAAAUGGUUGUCCUGAUGCAUGAACAUUGAACACAUUACACAAGUCUUUUAGAGAUACUUAAUAGCUUAAUUUAUCCACAAAUAAGGGGAAUUUUUUUAAACUUGAGAAGACAUUUAUGUGUAACAAGAGCUAAAUGGAUGCAUAUAGCUCAUAUAAAGAAUUAUUUCAAGAUACUUUCCCUUAAUUUUUUAACAAGCAUUCCAACAUAAUAUGUUUAUAUGUAAAUGUCUGGAAGCCUUGACUAGUAUCUUUUUCCUUAAAGGUAUACUGCCUAUUCAGAUUAUAGAAUUGUUUAAUGGAUUAUAAAGGUUGGUUGAAGUAGUUGUUCUCUGUAGUCCAGAAUUGUCAAAUUAUAGUGAAUGCAUUUGUUCUAUUGCUUUUUGUAUCAUAAAAUGAUUUUGUCUCAGUUGUAAUUUUAUCAUUAAUGCUAUAUGACUGUGUUGUAAUGCUCUGAAAAAUCUGAUUUCAAGGAGGGAAAAUGUUUUCAUUUUUAUAGUCAUGUUCUUAUAUCCAUUACAGAAAUGUAGUCUGAAAAUAUAAAGAAGUAUUUUUCUGAUUUGAAAAUUUAAGGAAGUCACAUUUCUAUAAAAUGUUACAUAACAUACACCAAAUCUUGCAUGGCCCACUUUACUCUCUGUGACUAGGAAACCAUGAAAAGGUGGAUUUUUCUAUCUCAAUACUGUAUAUACAUAGUUCACUAUUGCUCAAAAUGAAUCACGAUUCUUAAGGAAUGGCAUAAACUAUAGGUGCUUUUUCCAGAAUUCUCUACAGUUUCUCUAGUCUCUCUCUACUCUCUAAGAGAAUGCUUUUUGCAUUCUCUACAGUUGUGCAACCUUAACUGAUCUUUUAAGGUUAUGUAGCCACCAUACCAACCGUGGAAAGCAGAAGAAAUCAGAUAAUUGAGAUAUUAAGUAAAAAUUAAGUACUACAUAUUUGGUUUUGUAUUUUUACUGGAAUUAUCUAAGUGAAUCAUCAUUUCUCCAUUUGACUUUCCUUAUGUAAGUACCAUUUAAAUUAAAAAAUUUCUUUAAGGUUAUUCAUUUAGGGUAAACAAAGAAGCCCUCAAAUAAAGAAUAAAGACUUCAUAGUGAGGCAGAGAAUUAGCAUUUUUCUUAUUUAAAAGUUUUGAUCUUAACAUUUCUGAAAUAAUUUAAAAUUCAUAUAUAAUCAUGUUUUCAAAAUUGUGAGGUGUUUUAUAAUUAUUUGAACCUGAAUUUUUAAAAAAGUAUUAUUUGUUUAUUUAUUCAUUCAUUCAUUCAUUAAACAUACCAAGUGCUUGUUUUGUAUGUUUAGGCUCUGGAUAAGGUGAUGAAAGCAAAUCUUUGCCCUUAUUAAGCUUAUAAUUUUUGUCAAUUUGACAAAAUAAGAAAGUGGGCUAUGGUAGACUGAAUGAAAGAUUAACAUGGCAUUUCUAAACAAAGCUUGAAAGUCCAUUUGGCUAUUCAUAAAAAUCUAGUCAGUAAAUGUUAUUACUUACAUAGUUUUUAUCUCAUUUCUAUUAUUAAACUCUAAAUGCAUCAUUUUCUCCCAAAGCAAGUACAGAUACUACUGAAAGCAGGCCACAAAGCCACAGCAGUGGAGAAUUUAGCCUGCUUCAUGACCGUGAGGCUUGGUCCAGCAGGGGUAGCAGUCCAAUCCAGCACUUGAAAAGACAAGCCAGAUCAAGUCCAGUGCUCCAGCACAAAAUGCCUGAAACGUUAGAGAGUCGAGCACACCACAAGUUCAACACUGGUUCCCCUGGAAGUGAAGUUGUUACUCUGCAACAGUUUUUAGAAGAAAACAAUAAGCUUACCUCCAUACAGAUAAAGUCCUCAAGUCAAGAAAAUCUUUUAGAUGAAGUAACGAAAACUUUGUCUGUCUCUUCUGACUUUUUGGG
This is a messenger RNA of Manis javanica (Malayan pangolin), 5798 nucleotides long. NCBI's taxonomy places the organism in Eukaryota, Metazoa, Chordata, Mammalia, Pholidota, Manidae. The record is from RefSeq and is a predicted model, not a curated record.